AUGUUGGCCCCCGGGCCAGGCGAGUAUGAAUCAAAAGUGAAGGUCGGCUGGCAGGAAGGCAUCGACCAGCUGAUGUUGACUACCACUUCCGACCUUUGCCCGUACAGGAUCAUCGGCAUCGCGAAGAUCACGGACUCGUUAUCAAAUGGAUUCGGCGCAUCCACAGGCAUGAAGAAUAUUUCCAAUUGCAGCAUGUCCCAUUAA
Penicillium soppii is the source of this 204-nucleotide messenger RNA. RefSeq lists its product as uncharacterized. The record is from RefSeq and is a predicted model, not a curated record. The transcript is spliced from 2 exons. Lineage: Eukaryota; Fungi; Ascomycota; Eurotiomycetes; Eurotiales; Aspergillaceae. The coding region runs from base 1 to 204 and encodes 67 amino acids.